CAUUUACCGAGGAAGAGAUAACGAAAAAUUUGUGUUUUGUUUUGUUUGUUUUCCUUAGUCCCAAGCCUCUUACGAUCAUGUGUAUGAAAUUCCUUUGAUUUUUUGGUUUUCUCUCCAAAUUCCUUGAGUUUUGUUUUAAAAUUAAUCCAUCCGUUUCGUUUUUUGUAAUAGCAGUUAUGGGUCUGUUCGGGAAGUCACGGGAAACUGACCCUAAAGCUCAGGUCAAUGAGUGGACUCAUAAAAUCCGGAAAGAAGGUUACCAAUUAGAUCGUCAAAUCAAUGCUAUUAAAAGAGAGGAAGAAAAGGUGAAAAGAACUUUGAAAGAGGCUGCCAAGAAAGGAGAUAAAGACGUUUGCUUGAUCCUUGCAAAGGAGAUCCUCUCAGCAAGAAAAACAAUCCAGAAAAUCCAUACCUCCAAAGCCCACUUAAAUUCAAUUCAGCUGCAAAUGAAGAACCAGUUGGGUGUCCUGAGAGUUGCUGGUUCUCUUCAAAAGUCAACCGAGGUCAUGCAAGCAAUGCAGCGUCUUGUAAGAGUCCCUGAAGUGGCAGCCACAAUGCGAGAAAUGUCCAAAGAAAUGAUGAAGGCUGGCAUUAUUGAAGAAAUGUUGGAUGAAACCAUGGACUCAGUUGUCGAUGAUCCAGAAGAUAUGGAGGAGGAAGUACAAGGAGAAGUUGACAAAAUUUUAUGGGAAAUAACCGAGGGACAACUCGGUCAAGCACCAGCUGCUGUUACCGAUACCCCGCAGUCUGUACCUGGCACAUCAAAAGCCGAAGAGAGCACCGUGGACGACGAGAAAGAACUGGAGGAGAUGCAGAACCGAUUGCAAGCGCUGCGAGGUUAAUGUCAGCAGGAAGCAGCGGAGAUAUUAAGUUAACCAAAUCGGUUUGUGAUAUCCUUUUACUUGAUCGUGUUUCAUGGGUCCUACAUUGUUUUAUUUUCUUUUUGUGUACAAUAUUGUUGCGAAAUGUUAUUUAUUUAUUUUCUAAUCUAAGAGUUUUAUUUUUUAUAAUUUUAACCUUACACCGAUGGUAUUAUUGGAAUUGUAGCCUUUCAAAUGGAUCUCUCUCCUUUUUUUUCAAAUUCUUCUGUAAAUUUUCUGAUCCUGAAUAUUGCCUCACUUAAAUUUAUGGUAUAAUACCAAUACCUCUGUAUGAGCUAUUUGUAACAAUUUGAUGGCUGAACGCAAAAAACAGUCCCAACAUUUAAAUAUCUCAGACUACAUUUGAGUUUCUGCACAGAAAAUUAAUCGAAAUGUUUCCUUGUAAUUUUUCGUGAUUUUUGUUAGUAUUAGUGAAGAAAACUGAAAGACAAGUAAAACCUAAACAGAGACUAACCAAGUUGUAAUGUAAGAUUCACUUUUUAUGACUUCAGCCAUCGAAAUGUGAAGUAUGUAGUCUCCAGUCAAGAUAACCCAGAUUUGACGUUGUUUCUCUUUUUCUGGUAAAUUUCAAGAAUAUAGUCUUUGGCAUCUCUUAUUUAUUUAUUUAUCAACAUUGCAUUCUCAUCAAAUCAACUUAAUUUUCGAGUCAAAAGAUGGCAAAUAGGAAUCUAAAAAAAUUGGCAUCUCCUCAACUGCUUUAAUGAAAGUAACAAAAGUAAAUUUUUUAUCCUUGUUCAUAUUUGAAAUUGGAGAAAUAAAAGGAAAAAAAAUUGUAGAAAGAAUGGAUGAAAAAUUCACUAGAAAGAACAAUAUGCUGAAGAAUUAUAUUGGGUGGAAGCACUCUGUGUCCAAGUAUUACAGCGUUCCGAGUCUUCUAAAUUAUUUUUCUCAGCUAAGUUCUGAUAAUAUCAUCUCUGUUACUUUUGCUUCAGUUUCUAUGCAAGCCCUUUUCCCUCUGUCUUUUUUGUUUCUCCCGUCCUCUUUUCUCUUUUCCGAGUGAUAAUGUUUUGUUCUUACCCUAAAAGGUAUUAUCUAGUAUCAAGGGCAAAGGAGCGCCAAAUAUCCUAAUGUCAUUGUGUUAUGGAUGCCCAGAUCAUAAGUAGAAGCAAUCAAGAAUGGCAAAGUUGGAAAUAAGUAAAGAUUGUUUUCGUCAAUAGUUUUUUUCCUUCUUUUGUUUUUUUUUAUAGUGCUUUUUAGGGGAUCAAUUUCCCUGCCUCAGUUUUCAUAUUAAAAAUGUUUGCUCAUACUCUGUGAGGAGCGGAAGUAAAAUUGAAGCAUUUAUUCUUAAGACGCCUGACGGUAGUAAACCCCUCUGUGGAUAGACCUUUUUUUUUCCUUAUGUGGGUGUAACUAAUGAUACGCAUUAAUGUUGAAAUGGACGGCAUUAAGCAGAAAGGGACCAAGUUACAUCAGCCAUUGCCAAAUGUCAUGGAACAAAUUAUUUUUUUGCAAGAGAACAAUUUCUCAGAUUCUCCAAAAAAUUGCAGGGAAUUUCCUACUUGUCACUGGAAAAAAUUCCUGCAAUCUGCUAAAGAAUCUACAUUACCAUUUCCCUGCAUAAAAAUGAAUCAUCCGAUGAAAUUUGGCAAUAGCUGAUGUGAUCUAGUUCCUGGCUUCCUAAUGCGGUCCAAAUUGAAAAGCGCUUAUCUUGACCACAAUUUCUUAAAAUGUCCACUCUGUGAAGAAAAAUGAAAUGCAAGUGUCACUUGGAAAUUUUUUAGAGUAUGUAUUCCUUAUACUGACACAAAAUAGCAGAAAAAAAUUUAAGGAAUGACCUUUCUUUGUCCUCUACAUUAUGUAUUGAAAUAAAAAAAAACACAUAUGGUUGCAUUGUUAAAAAUUUGGAUAAGUUUUAUGUCAACUAAAUGAUCAGCGUGUUCAUCCUAGCUCAGAUUUAGUCAUUGAGGAUAACAGUUUUGUGCAGCAUAUUUGGACUACAUUUUGUAUUUGGGAACCACAAUUCUUGGCUCAUCCGUAAAAACACGCAUGUGAAUCGGGAAACCAACUGGUACAUACGUUGUUUCUAAACUGAGCCAGAAAUUGUAGUCUUAAUGCAAAAUGUCCAUUUGUUACUGUGCUCAAGCAUUUAUUUUCUACCUAUAGACUCAGUAUAUAUGUAGUUUUUUUUGUCAUUUUGUAAAUACAUCUUUGCGAUGAUCGCAGACUUGCUUUUCAAAAUGCAUUGCUCACGGGCAAACAGUACUCAACCUCCCAUUGUCGACAAGCUAAAGGAACGAUAGAUAUUUUUGAAAGUACUUAAGCAGUGUUUGAUUAGAAUACUACUCCAAUUUUAUUGUAAAAAAUAAAUGGAUACUCCAUUUAAGAGUUCCCUCAUUUCCAUUCUGGAUACUAGUUAUAAACAUUCAACAAUAAGUUCAUUCAUUCUAAUAAAAACUAAACAGUUACAAAUUUAGAUUAAUUUUUUCCAUUUUUUCAUGCUGAUAGUACUCUUAAUGAGCCUAACACUAUAUCAUUUAUUAUUCAAGUAUCGCAAUCACUUCUGUUCAUUUUGCUACUUUUAUAAUUUUUAUUUUGUGUAAUCUCGAACAAGUUGGAAUAUUUCUUCUCUUGUAGAGAAGUCAACCAAGUGCAAUCUGCAAAAAUUAUCUAUUUUUUUUAAUCUAAUCUUGCUACAUUGAAAAUCACUGGAUCACACAAACUAAUAAAAUCGGUAUCAAAACUUUACAUUAUCAAGAUGAAUAUAUAUUAAAAAAGAAAAAAAAAUUUUAAAAGUUUCCUUUCGAGACCCACACAAGAAUCAGUUAAAAAACUCAUUCAGCUUUGUCCAAAAUAUUUAAAGGUACAGUAUUUAUUGACCCCUGUCCUUGAUCAUAACAAGGCUCUGCACUGUCUAUUUGUCACCCAUGGACUGGCCCAGAUGUUUUUCAAUAAAUCCACAAGACAGGGUAAAAAGUACUCGUCUAAAAGGCAUAUUUUUGUAUCAAAUGUCACACAGUAUAUGUUCAAUGUAACAAAAAUGUCCAAAAUAGAAUCAUACGUGAAAAAUUAAUGUUCGUAGUUUACUUUGUAAGUACAAACUUUCUCCUCUCUGAAAAAACCAUUAUCAAUAGAGGUCAAAUCAGCCAUUAAAAACAAUAUAUCAAUGGCGGGUUCGCAAAACAGCGUAUCUUCAUUGUAGUGUUUCAAGUUUGCUGCUAUUUUCAAAGAGAAACAAACCAACUUUAUAGCUUGAAAUUUAUAUGGAAUAUUCUGUUAAUGGAGAAGAAAAAUCAUGAAAGUCUUAUAGAAGUCACGUUGAUCAGUUUUCAAAAAAAAAAAAACAAUAAAUUAUGACAGGAAGUCUGCAGUGUCACAGUCGGAGAUACGUGGUUUCGAACUUUGACCGUUGAUAUACAUGAGGCCAACAACUGGAGCAUGAUUUUACACCCAUUUCACUCCUUUUAUGAUACAAACCAAUCUUGUCAAAAAAAAUUAGCACACAGGAAAAUUCUGCCAUUAAAAAGUAUAACAAAACUAGUUUUGUGCCUAAUUUGACGCAAGUAGACCUCACAGUUUUUGUAGCAGGGAUUGUGAGUUGACAUGCACAAAAAAUGCCUUAUUUCCCCCUAUGAGUUAGAUUUGAAAAGUUUUAAUGCAUCUAUUGUAUUCUGCAUAUAAUUUUCACAAGGAAACUUGUAAUAUUGUGCUUAAUUUUGUUCUCUGUCUAGUGGUCCAUUGGUUUUUUCCCCUCAAAUCCCUGAAGCUUAAACCCUUUACAUUUUUAUUUAAAAUGUGAUAAUUGAUCAAGCCAAUUUAGAUACGUAGUUGUUUCCAAAGUACCUAGGUUAGUACCCCUUUCAGUGUGUGUAGUUGCGUCUGAUGUGGACGAAAGCAAGAUUUUCUUUCCUCAAGAAGUUUAAUGAAAAAAAUUCUGUCAAAAAAGUAUUUUUUGAGAAGAACUAUGGAUGUAAAUACAAUACAUUUUUCAACUAUUUUUACAUCUGUAUGACUACGAAAUGCCGUUGAAAACCAUCGGAAGUAUAACUAUAAGCGAAAUUAAUUUCCUCUCACAUUUUUUGUUCCUUUUCUUAUUCUUCCCUUCACAAAUUUUCCCUCGUAUUUUAUCUGCUUCUUCAUUUCUCCUCUGUGUUGUCCUUUUUGUCGUGUUGCUGAAGUUGAAUUAUUGACACUGCAAGAGCCUCUCAUCCUUUUUUCUAGGAUAUAAGGAAAUUUUUCAUUAAGCUGUAUUUUGUGUUACUUUUUCCCCAAGCAGGAAUAGUGUUCAAAAUCGGAUUUCGUUUAGUUAUCAGUUUUUUUCAUCAAGAAAUCUAAAAUGGAAGCAGUCUCAGUAUUAUUUAUUGUCUGAAAGCCGUAACUAUCAAUUUUUCUUCUUCCUGCAUUCAAUUUAAACUGAACUCGGACACAGAGACAAUGGAAAUUUACACCGAAGACAAAUUCAUCAGUGUCUCAGACACAUCAGUGUACAUCAGUCUUCAUCAGCGCACAUCAGACUUUUCCUACUCAGAUGUUUUAUUUUGUAAAAUGGAAAUGAAGCAACCUUGAAACUUGUCUUGUGAACGUAUUCCUCUUAAUUUAAGAUAAAAUCAGAAAAUUUAAAGGCCUUUAAGCAGUUUUCUCUGUUGAGAAAGUGAAAAAUGAUAGAUAAUCAGGGAACAACAAAUGCAGCUAGGCUAUUUUUCCGGUUAAUCUGGCCAUAUAUAAUGAAACAAUUCAACUCUCUUUGUAAAUUGUUGAGUUGUCUCCUGGAGUUCAUGCUAACUAAGUUUUGCUGAUUUUUUUAAUUUUGAGGGAAUACUGUAGUGAAGAGAUUAACUCACAAAACUCAUUAUUCUGACUUUAUUUCGCAGCCAAAUCUUUUGGUUGAUUCAAAUUUCAACACUUAAAUGGUUGCUAAUCAUAAAUUAAAACCCUAAAUUCUUGUUCGAUGGAUUAAUUUUAUUUUCCAGUCUCUGGUAAAUUUUCUUAUGAAAUAUUAACGUCCAGUAUUUUCCUUUGCUUUGUAACUUGUCUCCCGUACAGAGGAACGUAUCUCGUCUGCACUAUCUCGGUACCUCUACAUACUAACAUUUUAUUUUUUCGAGGGAAAACCAUUACACAAAUUUUUUCGAAAAUUUCGGUGUCUUUUCUUACAAAGGUAAAGAAAAAUCACUGGAACUUCAAGCAGGCAGUCUCAUGCCACGAUUCUCGCAUGUAAAAAUAAAAUGUCAACAAGAAAUACUGAAACAGCAUAAUGGGUUUAAGUUUCUCAGCAUGGGAGAUGACGAUUUAGUGGCUAUUGGAUGCCUUAUUUUUGCUCUUUUACAUUCAAGCAACAAAAAAAGUAAACUGAAAGGAUUGAACUACCUUGUCCUUUCAAAAAAUAUUAUUUUUAUUGAUUAACCGAUAAUAAUUUUUAAUUACUGUAACUAAAGCUGCUUUUUUACCACUUGUAACUACAUAGACCAAUGCUGACAGAAAAGUACAGCUAACUAUUUCUUGUAGGUAAUUUACAUAGUAUGUUUGUUAUCACCAUCUUUGCACUAGUCAUUUAAGUUUACAAUGUUUUGGCAGGCAAAUAAAUCUGAAAAAAUAAAAAAGUCAAAUCUCCUGGAACAAGGUUUAAAAAUUCCCAAGAUUCUUAAACGAAACUUGCUUGGAGCAAAAUGCAGAGACAUGAUGUCACUGAAGCUCCUUGAUCAUUACGAUCUCUAUGAAUGAUCACAAUCUGUGCCUAGUGACCAGUGCGUCUUGCCUCCUCUGUUCAUUUGAUUCUUAAACGCUUUAAAUGUACUGUUGUCUCAAUACAUUUCAAAGGUGAAUCUGCAAAAACGCGUGUCUCAAUUUGUGAAUUUGCAGAUUUCCCGUCAUUCUUAAUUUGUUUAGAAGGAAACUUCUCAAUGUCAUCUCUAAAAAAUUUUCGUGAUUAUCAUCCUAGUAUGAAAAAUAUUUUGUGAAAAUUUGAAGUAAUGAUGUUGGUUUGCUUUUCUCUUAAAAAUAAUAUGGGAGCGAAGAUUUUGAAACACCACAAUUGAGGUAUUCUCUCCUGCAGUUUCAUUGCAUCAAUUUGGUUAUACUGUUGUCUUUCCAAUAUUGCUGCAGGUUUCAAUCACAGACUUUUUCAAAUCACAAGUGUAUUAUUUUUUCUGCCUAAUAAACUGUCACCAUUUGCAUCUUA
Bemisia tabaci is the source of this 6996-nucleotide messenger RNA. RefSeq names its product vacuolar protein sorting 24 (gene Vps24). Gene Ontology annotation, biological process: vacuolar transport. NCBI's taxonomy places the organism in Eukaryota, Metazoa, Arthropoda, Insecta, Hemiptera, Aleyrodidae. The record is from RefSeq and is a predicted model, not a curated record.